AUGGCCGACGCCGACGAGGAUGCCAUCCCCCGAACCUCCACCACCGACGCGGACGACCUCGAGGACGAGACCCAAGAUUUCCGCUUCCUCACCCAAAUAACGGCCGUUACGCGCACGGGACAAACCACAAUCCCCAAACGCGGCACCAAGGACUUUGAACCGAACCCGACGCGCUCGCAGUCCUCGGCCCUCGAUGCAUCCCGCCUGGCCAUGCACACUGCGCUCAGCUCAGUGCGGAUACAUGCGGGCAAACCCCAUGUCGUGGGCCAAUAUUUGCCCAACGAGGCGGACUGGAGGUGGGACGAAGAUGCCACCGGCACAGGCGCGAGACAAGGACGAUGCGUCGUGGUGCCAAAGUUCAAGAGCACGCAUUCGAAGGUCAUGGGCGUGGGGGACCGGAAUAAUUGGACUUGGUUCCUGCCUGAGGAGGCUCUCUGGCUGCUGGAGAGGGGGAAUCUUGAUAUCCGGUGGCCGGAGCCGGACGCUGAGGGAGAAGACGUCCCGGAGGAAGAUCAAGGCAGGGAGGACGAGAAUGGGAAGGAUGUCAAUCUCACUCACAAUGGCCGCGAGCCACAGCUACCCCAAGAUGGGGAGCAGCCUGGGCCCAAAGUAGGCGACUUGCCUAUGAGUGUCCAAGGCGCGUACGCCAGUCUCAUCGGCACGGGCGGGUUGACGCUGGAACGAUAUACAGUCUACGCGGGGCUGAAGAGAGCAGGGUAUAUCGUCCAUCGAGCGCCAACUUGGCAUGACGCCGAUGCUGCUCAGCCUAAUGGUCACAAUUACGAAUCGACAUCUUCGUUACACACGCCGUCACCAUCGACGACAUCAUCGCGAUCGCAGUCACAAUCUAGCCUUUCUCGACCUUACUCGGCAGUGGCAAACAUCGCAUCCCUCAUCCACCGAUUAGUCUCGUACCUCUUGCGUCCUUCCCCUCAGCGCAGUGAAUCGUGCUCCUCGCUCGGCCCACUCGUCGCGCCGGGCCUCUACAGGAACUACGCCGACAUUUUCCGCGCACUGGCGCUAAUACCAUAUCAUGACGGAUCCGGAUCCGGAUCAUCUUCGUCUUCGCACAGCACCCGCGGCGGUCCCGCGAAUGAAACACAAUCACAACCACCUCAACCACCUCAGCCACAACCACCAUACCGCAUCCACUUCCACGUCUGGAAACCCGCCGCCUCAGGCACGUUUAAAAAGACGUCGCCCCCGGAACCGGACUAUCGCAUCUGCGUGAUCGACGCGCGCACAACUUCUGCGAUCCCGAGUCUUGAGGAGAUUGGCCGCCUGCUCGAUUCUCAGCCCGACGACUUUUUGAGCAGAGACAAGGCAUCCAAGUUGGAGACGCGGGUCAAGUAUGGCAAGCGGAACGUGCUCCUUGCGGUCGUGGACACGGGGGUGGUGAGUUAUCUAAGGUUGAGUGAUGCGUGCUUUGGAGGCGAGAAGUUGUUUGAGGAGAAGGUCAGGGCGGGAAUCAAAGGGGCGAGGCGACCGCGAGGCACAGGGCAGGGCCGUCGACCGGGGCAGACGAGGCAGAGUUUGAUGCAGUGA
Molecule: messenger RNA, 1545 nt
Organism: Cladophialophora yegresii CBS 114405
Lineage: Eukaryota; Fungi; Ascomycota; Eurotiomycetes; Chaetothyriales; Herpotrichiellaceae
Exons: 1
Coding region: 1-1545 (514 amino acids)
Biological process (GO): tRNA-type intron splice site recognition and cleavage
Cellular component (GO): tRNA-intron endonuclease complex
Source: RefSeq, a predicted model, not a curated record